AUGCUCGUGGUACCUGUAUUUCUUGUAGUAAUCUUAUUAGAAAGAGGUUGUUGGUUUUUUACAAAAGUAGUUCGUAAAUUACGGUGAUUUUGUACAAGCUACCGAACGGUAACCUUAUUUUUUUUCAUUGAAUGAGUAAUAGAUAAUGUAUGAAGAUGAAAUAAAACUAGUAAGUUGCUCAAGAAGAUGUUAGAAUGAGAGAAAUUGAAGAUACAUCUGUAGGCAUAGUUAUCCUAUUCACCUAAAACGGAUUCUUCAUAUGAAUCAGUUGGCUCUAAAUGAAGUAAUCUCACAGCUGUUUCUGAGACCCAGAGCUCAGCACGCCGUUGGUUGAUAGCCAAGAUGAGGGUGAUCACCUUUUUCAUCGUGGGACUGACGGUUCACGUGGUCUUCUUCCUAUCCAUCUUCGAUAUCUACUUCACAUCUCCUCUGGUUCAUGGCAUGACGCCCCUGUCCACACAAAUGAAACCUCCUGCCUCCAGACUAGUUCUUGUGGUUGCAGAUGGUCUCAGAGCCGACAGCCUCUUCACCCUGCUUCCCAACGGCUCAUCAAGAACUCCAUACCUCAGGAGGGUUAUAGAGGAGACUGGUACAUGGGGUGUGUCACAUACUCGUGUACCGACUGAGUCUCGACCUGGUCAUGUUGCGCUCAUUGCAGGAUUUUACGAGGAUGUCAGUGCAGUUGCUAAAGGAUGGAAGGAGAAUCCUGUGGAGUUUGAUUCAGUAUUCAAUGAGAGCAGACAUACUUGGUGUUGGGGAAGCCCUGAUAUUUUGCCAAUGUUUGCUAAAGGUGCCAGUGGAGACCAUGUGUACACUCACACCUACCCAGCAGUGGAGGAGGACUUUGCUUCCACAGAUGCUUCUAGACUGGACAGCUGGGUGUUCACUCAAGUCAAAUCUUUAUUUCAGUCUGCAAAGUCCAACUCCACAUUGAAAGGCAGUCUGCUGAAGGAUAAGAACAUAUUCUUCCUGCAUUUGCUGGGCAUUGACACAAACGGACACGCUCACAGACCCAUGUCAGAGGAGUAUCUAAACAACAUUGCUCUGGUGGAUAAGGGUCUAGCUGAGCUUGUGCCUAUCAUUGAGGAGUUCUUUGGUCACGAUGGCAGAACAGCAUAUGUGUUUACCUCUGAUCAUGGCAUGACGAACUGGGGUUCCCACGGUGCAGGCCACCCAUCUGAAACACUAACCCCUCUAGUGGUGUGGGGUGCUGGCGUUAAUGUGGCCCAGAGAGUCACAGAACCCCAACCCUAUGAGGAUAACUUUCUUCAAGAUUGGAAAUUGGAGCACAUCCGUAGAGUUGAUGUCAAUCAGGCAGACAUCGCUCCACUAAUGGCUUCUCUCGUUGGUGUUCCCAUUCCUGUUAACUCCGUGGGUGUUCUACCUAUCCUCUACCUCAACAAUAGUGAUCAGUUCAAGGCAGAAAGCAUGUACACUAACGCCAUUCAAGUGCUGGAGCAAUUCAAGAUAAAAAUGCAGCAGAAAAAGGAAACAACUCUGUCUUUUUUCUUCACUCCCUUCCAACAGCUAACUGAGUCCAAACAAGCUGAAAUCAUCCACAAGGCGCGAAUACUGAUUCAGCUUGAGAAAUACAAUGAAGCUAUUUCUCAGUGUCAGUCGCUGAUAUCCCUCUCUCUGGAAGGCCUGCUCUACUAUCACACCUACGACAGGUUCUUCCUGGGUUGCAGCGUGGUGCUGGGAUUUGUAGGCUGGACCUCGUACGUGAUCUUAGUCAUACUAAAGACUCACGCCAGCCUCCACAGACACCCUCACUUCUCCAAACAGAGAUCCAGUCGCACUGUGGCCAGGUUGUGCGUGUGUGUGGCAGUGAUGAUCACAGUGUUCCUGCUCAUCCAAAGAAGUCCAGUCACUUACUAUAUUUACUGCCUGCUGCCUGUACCUGUUUGGUUUUUUGUUUAUAAAGAGUCUGGAGCUCUAACAGAUCUGAUUCGAUCAGCCCCCUCUCUGCCAUUAUGGAAAUGCUUUGGCUAUUUUGUUUUGGUGGCAUUUGGCAUCGAGCUGCUGGUGGUAAGUUUCUUCAAUCGCGCCAUGCUGACUCUUGGACUGGGUGUCCUUUCCUUGUGGCCAAUCUUGACAGGACUUUUUACCAAAGCAAAGUUUCGUUCUCUGAGCUGGUUUCUGGGAUGUUUGUGUUUGUCAACUUUCCCCCUGAUGCCGGUCGUGGGUAGAGAGCCUAACCUGCAUCUGGUUACCGGCGCAGGCCUGCUCACUCUUUUCACUUCCGCCUGCUUCCUCUGGUCAUCACGGCAGAGGACGCCACUGCACUUCAGAGACAGACGGCAGUUUUUCUCUCAGAUGCUGCUUGUGGCGGUGUGUGCAUGCGUGCCAACUCUGACACACUCCAGCCUACAACAGAAGCGGGGACUUCCUCUUCUUAACCAAAUCAUCAGCUGGAGUACGUUAGGAUCCUCUAUCUUUGUUCCAUUGCUGAGCUCAACACGUCUUUUCCAUCGACUUCUCAGCAUAUUUUUGUCUCUCACGUCCACCUACCUCUUGCUUAGCACAGGGUCAGAGGCCUUGUUCCCUCCUGUGUUAUCUUGGUUAAUGUUUGUAUGGAUCAACAUUGAACAGGAGGCUUUGCUCGCUCAAGGCGUCUCUGGCAGGCAGGAGUUGUCCACCAUCGAUUUCUCAGCAAACAUCGACAUCACCAAGAUCCGACAACUGAAACUGGAUGACAUUCGAAGAUCCUAUUUUUUCGUUUUUUUCAUAAUUACAGCUUUCUUUGGUACAGGAAACAUCGCCUCAAUUAACAGUUUUGAUCCAGCCUCCGUUUAUUGUUUCCUGACUGUUUUCAAUCCCUUUAUAAUGGGAGGACUAAUGAUGUGGAAGGUCAUCAUACCAUUCAUCAUAGUAAUGUGUACAUUUGAGAGCAUUCAAGUUGCAACACAGCUCUCAUCAAGAAGUCUGUUUCUCAUUGUUCUUGUUAUCAGCGAUAUAAUGGCUCUGCAUUUUUUCUUCAUGGUGCAAGACUAUGGCAGCUGGUUGGACAUCGGCACGAGCAUCAGCCACUAUGUGAUCGUGAUGUCUAUGACCAUCUUCCUGAUGCUUCUCAGUGUGGUCACACAUAUUCUCACCUCAAAGCGACUACACUUGUGUGAAAGCCCCAAGAUGCACUUCCCUUAAAAGUGUUUGCCAUUCAAAUUAGAGUGGAAAAGUUUUUUUGUUUGCUCCUGCAGUUCGACUGUUUUUUUAAGCAAACAUGUAAUGGGUGAGUUACUGUUUAAGCGCGUUGGAACUACAUGGCUAUUUAUUAUAGUUUCAAAAAGGUUCUAACUGAGUGGGUCGGUACAUUGCCAACCCCAUUUGCACUAAAGUCGUUUGUAUUUGUUUCAAGCACAUUUUUGUAUUAAU
Molecule: messenger RNA, 3372 nt
Organism: Oryzias melastigma (Indian medaka)
Lineage: Eukaryota; Metazoa; Chordata; Actinopteri; Beloniformes; Adrianichthyidae
Gene: pign
Product: phosphatidylinositol glycan anchor biosynthesis, class N
Exons: 29
Coding region: 343-3144 (933 amino acids)
Biological process (GO): GPI anchor biosynthetic process
Cellular component (GO): endoplasmic reticulum membrane
Molecular function (GO): mannose-ethanolamine phosphotransferase activity
Source: RefSeq, a predicted model, not a curated record